AUGGCUUGCUCAAAUAAGGCGCCCUACGAGUUAUUAGCCUUUAACGUCAACCAGCAAUCCAAGACUGUCCGGGCCUCUAUAGCUAAUGCUACUGGAACAAUAUCUAAUCCUUUGAGCAUUCGCCCUUUACGGUUUGCCCCGCUCAAAGCCACUCAAAUCCAGUCCCAUCAAGCGCCACAGAAACCGCUGGCAAUUGGCAAUGGUCUAACGAACUUUGUUGCAUAUACCUCUCCAUCUCCUCCCGGCUUCUCGCAUAGGUCGUUAAGGGAUAAGCCACCCACGGAGUCUCCAUGCAGUUCUGGCGGGCCCAAAAUAAACAUGGCAAGAAUGUGUCUAGAAUCUUCGCUCUUCGCUCAUGUCUUUUACGGAUGUCUCAUCGCUACCCAUGCCCACGACGACUGUGAAGCAGCCAAUUCUAAUUCAGUCGGCAAGACCUAUGUUGCCUGCUUCAGCCACGUCUCCGACCUUCUCCAGUUGCCCGAUACCAUGAAGAUUCAGUUCACCUACCUCACCAUUCUUGCCGUUGCCGUUGGGGGCUAUGCUACCAAACUCAGCCUAAGUGCCCGGACAAAUGGUCACCAAGGCAUCAAUCUACCUCAGGCUGCUCAGGCUGGGACUGCUGCAAUUACUGAGGAGUAG
Molecule: messenger RNA, 639 nt
Organism: Suillus paluster
Lineage: Eukaryota; Fungi; Basidiomycota; Agaricomycetes; Boletales; Suillaceae
Exons: 4
Coding region: 1-639 (212 amino acids)
Source: RefSeq, a predicted model, not a curated record